AGGCAGGGGCAGGGGCAGGGGAGCCGCGGUGUGUCUGCAGCAUCCAGUUUUUGCGUCUCCGGCUCCAGCACGCCUCGCCUCUCUGUCCCCUCCCCUCUCCCUCCCUUGCGGGGGCACCACGGCGAGCCAACUCCGCGCACUUUGCCCCUUGUUGGCAGCGGAUAAAAGGGGUCUGAGGAAAUACGUGACACAGUCACCCACUCCAGCUCUAGUAUUUAAAUUCCCAGCCUGCGAAGAUCCCUCACAGCGGGUCGGGUCUGGACACAGAUCCAGCGCACACCGCGAGGGAAGCUUCCGACCGCAGCGCCGCGGAUCCCCGCGCAAAAGCGGGCUUGGGGACCGAAGUCUUCCCUGUGUCCGGGCUGUCCCGAACUCUGCUCCGCAGCCUCAGCGCUGGGAAAGUGAUCCCAGCUUCAGAGAGCCCAGAUGCCGGCCCAUUUGCUGCAAGAGGAGAUCUCUAGCUCCUACACUACCACCACCACCAUCACAGCGCCUCCCUCCAGGGUCCUGCAGAAUGGAGGAGGCAAGUUGGAGAAGACUUCCCCAUACUUGGAAGAAGACAUCCGCCCUGAAAUGAAAGAAGACCUCUAUGACCCGAGCUACCGGGAUAAGGAGGGCCCAAAGCCCAAGUUUCAGUAUGUUUGGAGAAACAUCAUCCUUAUGUCUCUGCUACACGUGGGAGCCCUGUAUGGGAUCCUACUGUUCCCCAGCUGCAAGAUCUACACCUACCUCUGGGUGGCUUUCUACUAUUUCACCAGUGCCCUUGGCGUAACGGCAGGAGCGCAUCGCCUGUGGAGCCACCGGACUUACAAAGCUCGGCUGCCCCUGCGUCUCUUCCUGAUCAUUGCCAACACGAUGGCCUUCCAGAAUGACAUUUUUGAAUGGGCCCGAGAUCACCGUGUCCACCACAAGUUUUCAGAAACAGAUGCUGAUCCCCACAAUGCCCGACGUGGCUUUUUCUUCUCUCACGUGGGUUGGCUGCUUGUGCGCAAACACCCAGCAGUCAAAGAGAAAGGUGCUUUGCUAGAGUUAUCUGACCUAAAAGCCGAGAAGCUGGUGAUGUUCCAGAGGAGGUACUACAAACCCGGUGUCGUGUUGCUGUGCUUCAUCCUGCCCACACUUGUGCCCUGGUAUUUCUGGGGUGAAACUUUUCCACACAGCUUAUUUGUCGCCACUUUGUUGCGUUACGCUCUUGUGCUCAAUGUCACUUGGCUGGUGAACAGUGCUGCCCACCUCUACGGAUAUCGUCCUUACGACAAGACCAUUAACCCCCGAGAGAAUAUCCUGGUUUCACUGGGAGCUGUGGGUGAGGGCUUCCACAACUACCACCACUCCUUUCCCUAUGACUACUCUGCCAGUGAGUACCGCUGGCACAUCAACUUUACCACAUUCUUCAUCGAUUGCAUGGCUGUCCUCGGUUUGGCUUAUGACCGGAAGAAAGUAUCCAAGGCUGCCAUCUUGGCCAAGAUUAAAAGAACUGGAGAUGAAACCUACAAGAGUGGCUGAGUUUUGGGUCCGUUAGGUUCCUUUUCCAAGAGCCAGCUGGGCAGAGGUUUAAUGUUCUGUUUAUUAACUACUGAAUAAUGCUACCAGGAUGCUAAAGGUGAUGACGUUAACCCAUUCCAGUACAGUAUUCUUUUAAAAUGCAAAAGUAUUGAAAGCCAACAACCCUGCCUUUGUGAUGCUAAGCUGAUAUUCUUAUUUCUUCUUGUAUCUUCUCUUUCUUCCAGCCCCAUCGUUCUUCUCUUUGCUUUGUUCCUAUCAUCUUCCUUUCUCUUCCCCGCUUGGUGCCUCCCAAGCAAGCAGCUGGCCAGUCGUUGGUGGGUAUCCAGCUUCCAAAGCUUAGAUUACCUUUUUAUAGUCCAAAACUAGUGGUCUUUGCCCCAGAUAACUCUUUCCUUGAGCUGUCCUGAGCAUCAAGGUAGGUGGCUCAAGCUAGAGAUACGACAAAAUCUUCUGGGAAGGCCCCUAUUAAUUAUCUUCAGCCCAGGCUUUUGCUAGAUGGAAUGGAGAAAUAACUUUAUUUGGCACGAAGCUUCUAAGGCAGGUAAAUUGUCAGGGGAGAGAGUUAGCAUGCAUGGUAUUAUUAAGUAAGGAUGGGGUGAGGUGGGAAACAAGGCAAGAAGCUCCUGCUGUGAUCAGACACACAGCUGCCUGCCUAUUGAGGACUUCAGGCCCCACCGCACAGCAUGCUUCCUUUCUCUCCUGACUCUGCGUAGGGAAUGGCCGUGGAGCUUGGCAAUGGUAGAACACAAAAGCAAAUCUCAAUGUCCCAAUAUAGCUUAGGCUGGGGAUAAAGAGGAAGCAUUUAGUUUGUAGGAAAAGUGCUCUCUGGUGGGGAAGGAUUUUUUUUUUUUUUCCUUUAAUAACAGGAAGAUUUCUUAUUUCCUAUAACAAGAAGUCUUGAGGUUGGUGUUUCCAGAAUUGGUGAAUCUAGCAGCUCGCAGAAUCAUCAAAAUUCUUUCAUCUUUCUGCUCUGCCAUCUUCAGGAUAUUGGUCAGCUGCUGUCAUAGCAAUAAGAUGGCUGCAGCAUUUCCAGACAUCCAAAAAAGGAAUGCCUUGGUGGGAAGAGUGGUGAGCAUAGCUGCCUUCCAAAAAAGGAAGGAUUUUAGGAGGUGGAGUUGUGUCAAAUUUAAAAAUAUAUAUACAUAUAUACUUUGCUUGGAAUAUUAAAAUAUUUCACUUAGAGUAUUUCCCUCUGAAAAGGAGGUGCUUGAGGAAGAGGAGGAAUUAGAUGGAUUGUUUACUUUCCCCUCACUGCUGGACAGGAGAUGGAGAGGUUGAGGGACAGGGUCUGUAGGCAGUUCCUAAGAGAUAACUUUACAAAAGAAGGGCUCUGAGAACACAUUGCCAGGGGAUUCAGAGGUUACUGAGUAAGCUAUUGGGUGUCCUAAUAUGGAAGCUGGUUACACAAACAAGUUAGAUGUUAAGUUCAUUCAUUCCAAUUUCUGCUGGGAAUGAGUAAAAACCAGAAGGCUCCUUCUCCGUGUCAAACCCCUUCACUCAUUCCUUCUCUGUUAGCAUCUAGUCUAAAGUAUAGGACUGCCUGCGGGGGUGAGGUAGGAAUCUCUUCACUACCCUGAUUAUUGAUUCCUGGCUCUACCCUAUCUGUCUAUUUUCUCCUACCGGUUCUAUCUCCUCCCUGGUGUUUUCUUCUUUCUCUGGACAGGCAGCCUCCUUUGUGUGUAUUCAGAGGCAGUGAUGGCUACUGCCAUCGUCCAGGCAACUCCCUCUCCUGCAGACAGAAUGCUCAGGGUCAUUGAACCACUGUUUCUCUUUAUAAAGUUGAGCUAGCUGCCACUUUCACUUGGCCUCCAGAGUCUCUCCACCUACACCCCUGUGCUCCCCAGGCACACUGAUGACUCAAGACAAGGCUGGCAAAGCCUACUGGAAACAUCCCUGGCACAGGUGCUCUCACUUGUGAGGCACAGCCAAGCCAAAUGCUUGCGUUGUGCUGCUGAGCCGGCCACAGAGCAAAAGAUUUGUUUUUGAUCUCCUUUGCCUGAGUCAGAACUAGAGAGCAUGCUGGAUGCCCUCUGCUUACUCACUCAGCCUGCCCAGCCUGAGUCAGUGCUCCCAACUGACAGUGCAAUGCUUGUAGAAGUAGGAGGGAGCCAAGUCUUUACUGGGAAGCACAAGAAGCAAAGGCAGGUCCCAAAGUGCCUCAUGCGGAAGGAGGCCCCGUUCCCUGGAGCCAGGGUACACUGCAGAGCUUUGGCUGUGACUUAGGAUCUGAGAUGCCAUGAACUUUGCUGAACAGCAUCUCUGUUUAGUAAACUAACCAGCAUUCCCUACCACACAGCCUAGGGCAGACAAUAGUGUAGAAGAGGUAUGAAAAAAGACAACAUCAGUGUUUUGAGAACCUUGGACCACUCCUGUCCCUGUACCUCAGUCAUCAGGGUGGAAGCCUGGCUUUACUCUAUUCAGACUGGAAAUGCACAAUACCAAAUGCUCUGUCCACUGUUGAGCCCCAGUGGUGGAAGGGGGGGUGGCCUUUCUUCCUGUAUUAAUUGAAUAGAGGCUACAGGGGUUAGGUUGCACUAAAGGCAUGCUUGUCUUCUGAGCUGUUGCUCUCAGUAGAAAAGAAUCCAGUGGAAGAGCUCUGUAGUUUAGAUCUGUUGACCUGUGUACCUACCCCUUGGACAUGCCUGUCAGGUAGUUUUAAUUCCACAGGUCAUCAGAUACCUGCUUUAUAAAUUAUGAGCAAAAACGACUUUAUCUUUCUAUUCUAAUCGUCUUCCAUGGAUCUGAUCCAUACCAUGACCCUACACUGGAUGGGGUCGGCAGGCUGAGGGCCCCAGGGUUUGUGUGGAUGUGUAGGUAGGGGCAUGUCUGCUGAGUAGGGAACACUCUUCAAGAUUCCAAAGCCAAAUUCAAUUGAUACACUAAUGAUCCAGAAACUCAGAUCUGAUAAGUCAGAAUUUCUAACAGUCCUUGCUUUGUGGAUAUGCUGACAACUUAUGUGGGUGCCUUUCAUCUUUCCGAAUUGGUGUUGCCUAUGAGCCUGCUCUUGCUCCCUCUGUGGAGCUCCUUUGCACCUGAGAGCCUACAGAAGUGGGUGGUAGAAACGGGGCCCUGGCUGGAGAAUUAUCAGUAUAGCUAUUUGCUGGAGUCUCUUCUGGGCUUCAUUUUGGAAACUUAGGGCUGUUUUUAUUAAGUGCCCACAUUUGAUUGAGGGUGGAAAUAAUUUGAAUGUAUUUGAUUUAUAAUUUUUUAGAUUAAAAACUGGUUGUAGCAUUUUAAGUGGAAUCUUUUUCUCCUUGGUUUGCUAGUAUCCUGAGUGUAUUCUCUGUAAGUGUAGCUCAAAUGGGUCAGCAUGAAAGGUUAAAGAAAGCAAGAUGUCAAUGUUACGUGGGUGGUUAAGGCCAGGGCCUCUCCUACCACUGUGCCACUGACUUGCUAUGUGACCCUGGGCAAGUCACUUAACUAUAAUGUGCCUCGGUUUUCCUUCUGUUAAAAUGGGAAUAAUAAUACUGACCUACCUCAAAGGGCAGUUUUGAGGCAUGACUAAUGCUUUUUAUAAAGCAUUUUGGGAUUCUUCAGCAGAGGAAUUCUCUUAAGUCCUGAGUAUUUUUAUAGAAGCAGUAUCCACCACGAGCUUGUGUCCACCGUGAACCAUGUGUCUUGGAUGCUAUCAUUAAUCUAUAUGGUUCUCUCUGAGAGAUUGAGGAAAUCCAUUGGAUAAGUGGUGGAUAACCAGCCAGACAAAAUUCAAGAAUGUGUAAACUCUUUGUCACGGAAGCUUACACAGGAUACUUUUUCCUUGAUUGGGUGGGAUUUUUCCCUUUUUAUGUGGGAUAGUAGUUAUUUGUGACCUAAGAAUAAUUUUGGAAUAAUUUCUAUUAAUAUCAACUCUGAAGCUAGUUAUACUGAUCUGAGAUUGUGUUUGUUCAUAAUAAAAGUGAAGUGAAUCUGA
Equus caballus (horse) is the source of this 5416-nucleotide messenger RNA. RefSeq names its product stearoyl-CoA desaturase (gene SCD). Gene Ontology annotation, biological process: response to fatty acid; unsaturated fatty acid biosynthetic process; monounsaturated fatty acid biosynthetic process. Lineage: Eukaryota; Metazoa; Chordata; Mammalia; Perissodactyla; Equidae. Gene Ontology annotation, cellular component: endoplasmic reticulum membrane. The record is from RefSeq and is a predicted model, not a curated record. Gene Ontology annotation, molecular function: iron ion binding; stearoyl-CoA 9-desaturase activity; palmitoyl-CoA 9-desaturase activity.